Molecule: messenger RNA, 1563 nt
Organism: Neohortaea acidophila
Lineage: Eukaryota; Fungi; Ascomycota; Dothideomycetes; Mycosphaerellales; Teratosphaeriaceae
Product: major facilitator superfamily domain-containing protein
Exons: 2
Coding region: 1-1563 (520 amino acids)
Biological process (GO): transmembrane transport
Molecular function (GO): transmembrane transporter activity
Source: RefSeq, a predicted model, not a curated record
AUGUUCUCUUGGAUCAGCGGCUCGGGCAGCACGCCUCCGCUCUUCCUGGAAUUCCGCUCCUCCAAGACCUUUAUCAUCGUCACCGUCUCGACGGCCAUCUUCACCGACAUCUUCGUCUAUGGCAUCAUCGUGCCAUUGCUGCCCUUUGCGCUGAAGUCCCGCGCCGGCAUCGCGCCGGACGUGACGCAGAAAUGGAUCUCCAUCUUCCUGGCGGUGUAUGGUGCGGGAUUACUGGUUGCGGCGCCGCUCUGUGGGUGGUUCGCGGAUAAAAUCAGUUCGAGACGUGGACCCAUGCUGUUGGGACUUGCGGGGCUCCUGGGCUCGACGGUCAUUCUAUGUCUUGGGAGAAGCAUUGCUGUCCUGGCCAUCGGGAGGGCGCUGCAGGGUAUUACCGCCGCUGUACCAUGGGUCGUUGGCCUUGCACUACUCGUUGACACUGUUGGGCCGGAGGGGGUCGGAGUCGCCAUGGGCUAUGUCGGACUCAGCAUGAGUAUGGCGAUGUUGUUGGCGCCCUUGCUUGGAGGCGUGGUCUUUGCGAAAGCGGGCUACUAUGCUGUCUUCGCCAUGGCCUUUGGGUUGAUCAUUUUGGACAUCUUCUUGCGGCUUGUCAUGAUCGAGAAGAAGAUGGCGGUCAAGUGGCUACCCGUCGAACCAGUCAAGACGGAUCAGGAAGGCCUCGGCGGAAAAACUGAUGAAACCCACCAAGCGGGACUCGACAUCGAGAUGGACGAAGUGAGACAGGCGGACACCAAGGGAGCCUCAGAUGGCAAGACAGCCGUCAAUGAGUUGAGAGAGAACGCGGUCUCGGCACCGGACGACGCUCCAAUACCGCCGGUCAUCGUGCCCGACCACGUUCCAGAAAUCGUCAAGCACUGGACUGCGCAUCUUCCCCCGGUCGUGAGACUGCUCUCGUCCCGAAGGGUCCUGUCCGCCAUCUUUGGAUGCACAAUCCAAGCGACCCUAUACACCUCCUUCGACUCGAUCCUGCCACUCUACGUCCGCGACACCUUCCACUUCAAUUCCAUUGGCGCUGGCCUGAUAUUCCUUCCACUGGUCAUAUCAUCGUUCCUGGGCCCUGUCUUUGGGCAUCUGAGCGACAAACACGGCCCGCGAUGGUACGCCACAGCCGGCUUUAUCCUCGCCGGCCCCUGUCUGAUUCUGCUUCGACUCGUGUACAAAGAUACACUGAACCAGAAAGUGCUCCUCUGCGCGUUGCUAGCGCUGACCGGGACAGGCCUGACGAUGACGCUGACCCCGAUGAUGGCGGAGAUAGCGUACGCUGUGGAGGCCAAGGGACGCAAUCGACCCGCAGGCUACUUUGGCAAAAACGGAGCAUAUGCGCAGGCUUACAGCUUGUUCAAUGUGGCAUGGGCAGGAGGCUUUCUCAUCGGCCCGUUGCUGGCGGGUUUGACGGUGCAGGCAUCAGGCUGGCCGACCUCGACGCUCAUCUUGGGCUGUAUUUCUUUCGCCACUGCAAUUCCUGUGGCGAUAUGGACGGGAGGGAGCAUUUUCAAAAAACGCAAGCUACAGAGAGACGCGGCACGGGCAUUACACGAAGAGUAG